Molecule: messenger RNA, 1542 nt
Organism: Marasmius oreades (fairy-ring Marasmius)
Lineage: Eukaryota; Fungi; Basidiomycota; Agaricomycetes; Agaricales; Marasmiaceae
Exons: 2
Coding region: 66-1226 (386 amino acids)
Source: RefSeq, a predicted model, not a curated record
AAGUUCCCAUUCCUGUGUUUCCACACCGGCCAUGCCGCUCAGUCUGAACUCUCGCCCAUUCCGCCAUGUCCACGACAAUGGCGACCACAACAGAACACAAGCCUCGCCCUUUUUCCAUCGAUUUUAGCUUGGAGUUGGAACGUCAGCUCGAAAGCGAAUCUCUUCCUUCUUCUCCUGCUCAUAAUGCAGAUGCACAUCCACACAGAGAUUCCCUCGACCCCACCGUUCUCGCUCAUAUCAUCAUGCAGUUGCGUCAAUCUCUUGCGGACAUGACCAAGGAAAGAGACGAUCUUUUGGUUCUCGUUGCUUCUGCUCACUCGAAAGAGGCCGAACUCAACGAUGCAUUACAAGACAUGACCGACAAGGCCACGGGGAUGAAAGAGGAAUUAUCCGAAGCUCGCAAGAAGCUGAGGGACGACGAGGAGGCAAUCAACUUACUUCGUAGUAAAGUGGAGGAGAGCCGGCGUGGUUUGAUGCGGCUGCAAACGGAGAACCGCAGACACAGCGUUCAGCCUCUAGAUAUGUCUCGGGCAGGUAUUUCGCUGCCUUUUGGCAGCCCUCCAUCUUCCAAAAGAGCAUCGUUCACUCCUCUAACCGGAAAUCCCAACGCACGGACCAAUGGCCAUAAACGCCUAUCGUCGGUCUCUGAUACCUCUUCAAUAAUAGAUCACGAUGCCAACGGACAGGUUAUCACCCUGACCGAACCUUCGCCAGCUUCAUCCAGAUUGUCAGGUUUCUUCGGUCGAUCGUCUCCUCCACGAGAAUCGAAUUCACCAUUAACGUCUGAGAUGGAGGUCCUGAGGAGGGAGCUGGCUUCGGUCAAGGGGUCUCUGGAGGAGACGCGUGCCGAACUUUCAGAGGUCACCGAAGCCAGGGAAGCCUCGGAAACUUGCGUGAAGGCACUCCGUGAUUUCAUCACUGAGAAUAAUAUCGGGAGCGGCAAGGUGGAAACAGCAGCGGUGUCCGGGCAGUUGGACAGCCCCACGAACAAGAAGCAGGGUGGGUGGGGGUUCGGAUUGUGGAAAGUCGAUACCUCAGUAGAUGGUGUCGCUGCCGCAAACACUAGCACCUCAACAAACGUUACACCGACCACAGCCACCCCGCUCUCACGAAAGAUUGGCGGACUCUUCACCCGACAGCCCAGUAUUUCCUCAAAUGAAUCAAUCACACGCCAGAGUACCGAUCUACGGUCUGACACGUCUUCUAUGCAGGACGUGCAUAGCUGAAAGGAUGAAGAGUUACAUGAUUUACGACUCGAUAAUGAGAUGCACCAUGACAUACAUACCACAUCCAUACUUAUCAUAUAUUCCCUAAUCAUGAUCACUUCGUACGGUAACUCAUGAGUUGUUGUACAUUUUAGUUGGCCAUAGGCCUUCAGUUUGAUCACUUACUGUAGUUCCUCGGUCAAGUUGAUAACGAGCUUUAGCACGAUUUUUUUGGAAGCCACUCUCGAAUCCUAUUACCUUCACUUUGAUCUUUGAGUACACACUCGUUCGGAAAACAUUCUGAGCUCAGGAGGUCACAAUUGCUCGUCAACACGUC